ACCACCAUCACCACCAAACCAACCCGACCCAACCCCCGCCUCCCGCUCCGGCAUCAUCGCCAUCAUCAUCAUCAUCAUCGCUGCAAAAUGUCGCAGUUUUCCAGUGAAGAUGAGGCAAAGGUUCAGUCUUUGCUCAGGCAGUUACUGAAGAGUACGAAGGAGAGAAUCUCGGGAGCACCUUCGGUUGAAUGUGCGGAGGAGAUCCUUCUACAUUUGGAGGAAACUGAUGAAAAUUUUCACAAUUAUGAGUUAGUGAAAUACUUACGAAAGUAUAUCGACACAGCACUGGGCUCUGUGAUAGAGGAAGAGACUGAAAGAUGCACCACGACAGAAGGCCGAACCUUAGGGUCUGGCCAAGACACACUUGUUCAUCAUGUCACAAGAAAAACACAGGAAUCUAGAGAGUACAAGGAAAUGAUGCAGUCACUGAAGAACACUAUGAUGAUAGUUGUCGAAUCUUUGAUCAACAAGUUUGAAGAAGAUCAACUAAGGAAAGAAGAACUACACAGAAAAAAGCAACAUGAGCAGCGCAGUGAUUAUUCCAUGGAUAACUGUUCUGACAGUGGCUCCUCAUUCAAUCAGAGUUACACCUUUAUGAAUCAGGAACAAUUAGAGAUUAUAGCAGAAAGACUGGAUUCUACCCAGCCCAAGGAGGUUCGACGGGAGGCUCUGCAGACUCUCUGCUGUGCUCCCCCCUCUGAUGUACUGAACUGUGAAUGUUGGGUCACUCUCCGCAAAUGCCUUGCAACAACGCUUUCAGACCCAGAUGCUACGCUGAGUGACAAAAGUCUAAGGUUUUAUGCCAAAACCUUUUCAUCAUCACCAUUCAACAUUACAAGAGAAAUCUACACAAGUCUGGCUAAGCAUUUGGAGUCCUGCUUUACAUCACAGCAAAGUCAAAUUCCCACUCUCUCUGCUGGUGUGGAUAUCACAAAUCCUGACAUUGUGCGGCUGCUUAAAAAGUUUCGUCUCCUUAAUGAGUUCCAGAAAGAAGUUCACUUGUUUUGGAUACGUCAUCCAGAGAAGUUCAUGGAGGAGAUUGUGGAGAGCACUCUGUCUUUGUUGUCAGUAACUCAUGAGCAGAGUCCGAGAGUCGAUUCCUCAUACCCUGUGCUGGAGCCUAUUUACUUCCUGGCAUUGUUGGAUAUAAAAGCCUCCUGGUUCAAGAAAUGGAUGCACGGUUACUACAGCAGAACAGUGGUUCUCAGACUCCUUGAAAAUAAAUACAAGUCUUUGAUAGCCGCGUCUGUUCAGUGCCUAGAUUACUUUGAUUCAGGUAAUUUAGGGGAUGACGGGACUGGCAAUUUAAAUAUCAAGAUGCAUCAACAUCACCUAAAUAACAGUGUACGUAGGACAUACUAUACAAGGCAUGAGCUGCAAUAUAUUUACUUUAUCCAUUCACUUUGCCUUCUGGGAAGAUUACUGAUGUACACACAUGGAAGGAAGCUAUUUCCGGUGAAGGUGAAAAACAGAAAAGAACCAGUGUCUCUGAUGGAUUUAUUAGUGCUGUUAAUUCGCAUGAUGUACCAAAACUCAAACUCAACACAAACUGGAACUCUUUUGCAAACAGAUUCUUAUCUGCCAGCAAAUCUUGUGAUGGAAGUUCUGCGCAUGUUAUGUGGCCGAAAAGAAUGUGCCACAGAGUGCCUCUACAGAAGUAUUGUUAUUGAUUCCCUCCUCUUUCCAAUCUCCACAUUACUAAAAGGAAAGCAGGUGGCAAUUGCCUCUGAUGAAACAAUCCUGACAAACAUAGCAGAUAUUUUGGCAAGGAUUGCCUCCACUGACCGAGGGCUUUCACUGCUCCUUUUUGGUGAAAAUAACAAACGUGCUGAAGGAGACAGACUUUCUGCUGCACAAAUCAUUGCCGACUUUACUAAAAAGUUGCUUGAUGGAGAGCUUCCUGCUUUAGCUUCAUCUGAACCAUCUCCAAGUCUGAAGGGAGCUUUCAUCUUUGUAUGUCGUCAAAUGUACAAUACCUGUGAAGGUCUAGAGGUGCUUAUGCCUUAUGGGCUACAUAAAUCCAUCUCCAUGGCAUGGAAAAAGGCUAGUGUCAUCUCAGAUCGGAUACCUACACCCAUGGCAGGAACUGAAUCUGGUUCUUCGACAGCUCAUGAAUUGCAAAACAUGAUGCUCUUGGAAGAAGCACUGCUGGACAAUCUGCUGAAUUUUGCUGCCACUCCUAAAGGGUUAUUGCUUUUGCAGCAGACAGGAGCGAUCAAUGAGUGUGUGACCUACAUGUUUAGCAGAUUCACGAAAAAGCUCCAAGUCAGCAAAUGUGAAAAAUUUGGAUAUGGAGUUAUGGUUACUCAGGUAGCCGCGACAGCUCCUGGUGUUGUUGCAUUGCAAAGUUCAGGUUUCAUCAAAGCCCUUUUAAUGGAACUUUGGUCAGUGUUGGAGUGUGGAAGAGAUGAUGUGAGGAUGAUCCACCCUAAACCAACACCAGUGGAUCCCAUAGACAGAAGUUGUCAGAAGUCAUUCCUCGCUCUGGUGAACCUACUAUCAUCUUUCCAUGCUGUGUAUGAACUGAUUGGUAAUCAGCCACUGCCAAACAAGGCAACCUACUCCUUACGAGAAGUGCCUGGAUCCAUUCUUGAUCUAAUUGAUCGACUGGUAAUUUUGAAUUCAAAUGCAAAAAUACACUCGUUGUUCAACUAUGAGCAGUCCCAUGUCUUUGGUCUUAGGCUAUUGAGUGUAAUGUGCAGCAAUCUAGAUACCCUCAUACUUUUGGAAUCUCAGUACAAUGUAUCAGAAAUCCUUCUGAAUGCACAGAAAGAAAAUGUCAGAGAAACUUCAGAAAACCCAGUAGAUUUUAUAAUUGACAGUCUCUCUGUGGAGAUGAAUCAUAUACUUGUUCGUAUGAACCUGGUUGGUGGACCGACAGAACGCAUUUUGCCUUCUAGAGCUUUGCAGAAGGCAAAUGACCCUCAUCCUUGGCCACUGUUUGCUUCGUUCCCUUUACCAAAGUGUUACCUUCAAGAAGCGCCAAAACAAUUUCCUCUGAAACAAGAUAAUGAAUUUAGCAAGUUACUGAAAAAUUCAGAGAAGCAGGCAAGCUGGCUGGAGAACUGUAGAAAGCAGUUUUGUAAAACCAUGACAACCAAACCUGAUAUCAUCAAGGGAAGCAUUCUUGCAGAAUUAUUGGAAACAGUUGUUACUCAUCUCGCUGCUAAUACCUCAGCAUGCUUCUUCCCUCAAGCAGCAUAUAAAGCCACUGAUGCCUGUGUCAAGAAUCUCAAUCUUUCCCCUAUUCAGCGAGUUGGAAUAAAGACUGCUAUCAGAUACGGAAGAUAUCUUGGUUUACUGAAGAACAAUUCUGACCAAGAACUUGAAAUUUUCCUGAAGCAUUGUGAGAUGUUUCUGAAACACCAGCAAACUGCAAUAAGAUCUUCCCUUUGCUGUCUACAGGGAGCUUAUGUUGGGCAUGACUGGUUUGCAUCCACAGCAUUUCUAAUAAUGUCAGGGGACAUAGAGAAAGCUUUAAAAUUUCUGCAACAAUUCUCAAACCUUCUCACCUCAGCAUUCCUCUGGCUGCCCCGCCUGCAUGCUUCUAUGCAUCUUCCUGUGGAGAUUGCAGAGUCUGCUAUCCACCCCGUAUAUUCCUGCACAAGUCACUACAUUGAGAUGUUACUGAAGGCCGAGGUGCCACUUGUCUUCUCAGCAUUCCGCAUGUCAGGGUUCACUCCUUCCCAGAUCUGUCAACAAUGGUUGGCUCAAUGCUUCUGGAACUAUUUAGACUGGACUGAGAUUUGUCACUACAUUGCUAUCUGUAUUAUCUUGGGCCCAGACUAUCAAGUCUAUAUGUGCAUAGCUGUGCUGAAGCACUUGCAGCAAGAGAUUCUUCACCACAUGCAGACUCAGGAUCUCCAGAUUUUUCUUAAGGAGGAAGCAAUCCGUGGAUUUCGGGUGAGCAACUACUUAGAAUUUAUGGAAAACCUGGAGCACUCUUACAGAAUCACUGUACUGACAGAAAUGAGAAACAUUAAGUCAUAAAAGGUCUGCCUCAAGACUUCCUCUUCGCCCAUGCUUCCGGCCACCUUCCACCUUAUCCAUGUUCCCCACUACCAGCUUGGGUGCAAAGCUUGGAUUGUCCAGCGUGUUGGGAAUUGAAAGGCAUUUUACAAAUGUCAAUUUGUAUUGAUAUCAGUGGCUGAUAGUAGGCAACUUAAACAUAUGCAUACAGUUCUUCCAACCAGGGCUGAAUACCCUGGUUGGAAGCACCUUGGGACGUCCUCCCAACUUGAA
This is a messenger RNA of Callorhinchus milii (elephant shark), 4242 nucleotides long. It is a transcript of the gene tbc1d32, whose product is annotated as TBC1 domain family, member 32. NCBI's taxonomy places the organism in Eukaryota, Metazoa, Chordata, Chondrichthyes, Chimaeriformes, Callorhinchidae. The record is from RefSeq and is a predicted model, not a curated record. Gene Ontology annotation, biological process: non-motile cilium assembly.